CUUAGAAGAUCCUUCGUGCUCUGUUUGAAACGAAUGCUACCGACAUUUAUUUCCAAAUAUCAGCUUGCCUUGUUUUCAUGCUUGUGUUACAUCUGAUUGUUGUCGAUUGCUUUCCCAACUAGAAUUAAGUGCAUUCUGUGUGCACGCUAAUUCCUCUUCUCACUUUGCUCGUAUUCUUUCCUCUUCUAGUUAACCUCACAUAAUGCUUCUUACUGCUACAGCACGCAAGGUAACUUCAUGCUAAACACAAAAUAACCGAAGCCUGAAGUUACACCGUUUUUGACUCGAUACUAUGCAGGUGUGUUUUCGUUAUUGUCGCUAGCUUCUAUUACACUUUAAAUCCAGUCUAUAUACAUAUAACUGUUUGCUUUGUUCUAAUAAUGUUGAACGCCUAAUUGUACCAGGGCAUUAUGGAAGUUCACCGAUCUGAUACUUUGAAUAUUCUGAUUAGCUUUUUCAGAAAUUUAUACACGUCAGUUUUUUUGUCUAAUAUCAUAUGUAUCAAUGUGAGUAUUGUGACUUCUUAAACUUGAUAUCUUCAGAAAGCAAUAUCAAUCAAUAUAAAAAGUAUGAUAUCAAUCAAGAAAUAUAUAGAUCAAAAUGCACCAUCUUCACAAGAUUUUUAUCAACUUAUACAUUCAUAUCAAUUGGAGUUUGGUGUUAUUCUAUUAAGAGAUUAUAAACAAUUAUUAGAAAUUUAUGAAAAUAUUGAAUUGUCAUCAUUGGAAAAUUUUAAAAUUCACACUAAUUAUCUUAUCCAUUAUACAUGGACAAAAUUGCAUACAAAUCAUUGGAAAAAUGUUCAUCUAUGUUGGCGUAAAUUAUAUUCUUCAUUGAAAUUAUUACUUGUAUUAUAUAGUCUGCAUAAAAUUGAUCCACAAUCGGAGAAUAUUGAUGAACACAGUGAUCAUUAUUCUUCUAUGUUAAAAGAAUUAAUCAAAGAAUUAGAUCUUAGUUUAAUUAUGGGUUAUCCAAUUUUUGAUUGUUUCGCUUCGAAAUUAGCCUCUAAACUUCACAGUAUCGUCAUGACAAAAUCAUCAUCAUCAUCAUCCAUUCGAUCGAAUGAAGUUGACUUGUCAAUUUCUUUUCAAUUAGAACAUGAUCAUGAUCAUGAUGUGGACCAAUUCAUUGAUGUGAAUAUUAAAGCUAAUUUAAACAAAUUAGAUCGUAUCGAUUGUCCAAGUAUUGAAGCAUUUAAUAAUUUAAUGAAAUUAAACAAACCAUUUAUUAUCAUGAAUGCAAUUAAUUUUUGGCCAGCUUAUAAUAAUAAUCAAUUGAAUACUGAGCAUCAUUGGACACUGAAUUAUUGGCGAACUAAUUUCGGGCAUCGAUUAGUACCAGUGGAAAUUGGUUCAAAAUACACAGAAGAGAAUUGGGGACAAAAAUUGAUGACAAUUAAUCAGUUUAUUGAUAAAUAUUUUCAGUCGACUACUACAGUGGACAAAACUGUCAUGAAAGGAUAUUUAGCACAAUAUGAAAUAUUUUCACAAAUACCAGAAUUAGAAAAUGAUAUUCAUAUACCAGAUUAUUGUAGUGUCACUGGUGAUUUAUUAUCUACUGAUAAUUUGAAUCAAAUUGAAACAAAUCUAUGGUUUGGUCCAAAAAAUACCAUUUCUCCAUUACAUCAUGAUAGUGAUCGAGCAAAUUUAUUAACACAAAUUCAAGGUUUCAAAUAUGUUUGUCUGUAUCCAGCAUCAGAAACGAAUUGCUUAUAUGCAUACAAUGAGAAUAUUAUGUUGAAUAAUACAUCGCGAAUUGAUUUAGACAAUGUUGAUUUAAAGAAAUUUCCUAAAUUUCAAAAUGCUCAUGGUUAUUAUGGAUUACUUAGUCCUGGUGAAAUGUUAUAUAUUCCACCACGUUGUUGGCAUUAUGUCCGAUCUUUAUCGGCUAGUUUUUCAGUGAAUUUUUGGUGGAAUGUUUCAGCAUCAUUAAUUACUUCAUGGGGUAGUGAUUAAUAUUUGUACAGAGUUAAUCACUUCUUUUUUUUUGUAUAUUGUGAUUUUUAGAGUAUUGUUUUUUUUCUAGAGAGAAGAUUAUCUUUUACUGAUUUUUAUCUUGUGAAAUAAAGAUUUUUUCUAAAGGAAA
Schistosoma turkestanicum is the source of this 2085-nucleotide messenger RNA. NCBI's taxonomy places the organism in Eukaryota, Metazoa, Platyhelminthes, Trematoda, Strigeidida, Schistosomatidae. The record is from the annotation of a GenBank genome assembly.